Molecule: messenger RNA, 936 nt
Organism: Leptosia nina
Lineage: Eukaryota; Metazoa; Arthropoda; Insecta; Lepidoptera; Pieridae
Source: the annotation of a GenBank genome assembly
AUGUUCCGGAGGCGCGCGCUCCGGCGGAGGCUGGCGGCGGCCGGCGCACCUUCCGUCCCGGACGAGACGCUGCGGCUGCUCGCCCGAGCCCUGGACGCCGGCCCGGCCCCCUCUGCCUGCGUGCCGGGAGCGCCGCUGCGGCUGCCCGCUUUGCGAGCCUUCCGGUUCCCCGACCUGCGGAGCCUCGACGAGCUGCGCGCCCUGCCCCACUGCGCCCACCAGCACUGCUGCAACCCGUACCACUUCAGCCGACUCUGCGAACCCGAAACGCCUCCGCCGCCGUACAGUCGCCUAGCAAUGGAGGAAGUCAAAAGCAAAGAGAAAGGUGAAAACACACAAGAUGCAAGGAGGACAGACCACGAGCGGCUGCAGGCAACGGGCUCCUUGGCUACUGAUGGCGAAGAGCGUCAAACCUGGGAGACCGAAUGGUGUCGGCUGGCUUACUGGGAACUCCAGCAGCGAGUGGGUCGCCAGUUCAGUGUCCGCGUGAGGGCGGUCGAUGUGUUCGGCGGUGGAGGAGGCACUUGUGGCUCGGGCAGGCACGGCCUAUGUCUCGACGCACUGGACACGCGGGAACCGCAAGUUGAACAGGUGCGGAAAACUCGUGCGAAAAUCGGCCUAGGCGUGACUCUGUCCCUGGAGUCGGAUGGGGUCUGGCUCUACAAUCGAAGCCAGGAGCCGGUUUUCGUCAGCUCGCCGGCCUUAGAUGCAGCGGCGGCGAAAGCCUUACUAGUCUGGCGCGUAGCCCCCGGCCACUGCCUCUGUAUCUUCGACCCGGCCUGCCCCCCUCCGGCCGUGUCCCUCCCGCACGUGGGCCCGGUGGACCCUCGCUCCGUGAGGAUAUCGUUCGCCAAGGGCUGGGGUCCCAAAUACUCCCGGCGAGACGUGACGGCGUGCCCCUGUUGGCUGGAAGUCCUCCUGGCACCUCCGAGCUGA